This is a messenger RNA of Microtus ochrogaster (prairie vole), 617 nucleotides long. RefSeq names its product chromosome 4 C4orf51 homolog (gene C7H4orf51). NCBI's taxonomy places the organism in Eukaryota, Metazoa, Chordata, Mammalia, Rodentia, Cricetidae. The transcript has 3 exons. The record is from RefSeq and is a predicted model, not a curated record. Bases 125 to 517 code for a protein of 130 amino acids.
GUGAGCUGUCAGGUUCCCGAAGCUGGGUCAGCCGGGUCAAUGGCGACCUGCUGCCGGAAGGAACUGGUGCUCCACUAUGCUCCGGACUUGAAAAGCUGAAAACCACAGCAGCCCACCCACAACCAUGUCCCACUACUUCUACUUGGCUCCAGAAGUUCUGGUUCCCUUUAGCCCUCUCACUUCUAAGGAGUUCGAGCUGAUCAGACGCAAGGCCCGGGAACUGUGGCAGGAUGAGACGCGGUGGUCCGCUUCUUCUGUGACAACCUAUGCUGGCAGCUAUCGCGGAAAGCAACCAGAUGAAGCCGCUUGCCACCGACUGGCCCAAAGAGCAGGCCAGCAGCAGUUUGAAUACAAACCGACACCAUUGCCUAGCUGCUCUGCCUAUGGCGCUCUACCUGACCAGGCUGGUUCCCAAGAGCCUGCAGACUGCAAAGCAGGCACUGCUGGCUCAUCAGCUGAUUCAUCUCGCCAGCCCCUCAGACGGACUGCUCUCAAGUGUGACUCAGGGUCAUCAUAGGACAAAGGUCCCCAGGCUCCUUCAUGACAUCCUGUCAGGGUUCAGUCCUGUUUGUCUGUCCACGCUGACAUGGCUCUUCUUUCAUACUGACUUUCUUCCC